AUGGAGGUUGGGCGCGCUUCCUAUCGGGCAGCACAAGCCGCGAAGCUUGCAGCACCUCAGGUGCCCGAUCCAACAGAUUGGUUGUACCCUGCACGGCCCUAUCCUUCGCACGCCUGGAAGUGGGAGGGUCCGGGGCCAGUACCAAGGCAGGGUGAGCGGGGCUUUCGCUGGUAUGCCCGGCAGGCAUUGGAGCGGUUCAGGCAAAGCGGAAAGGAGGAAGAAGCUUUGAAGAGUUCAGAUGAGUUUCCACUGCAGAGGUACCAACUGAGGGUCGCUUUUUUGCUUCAUCCCAAAUCUCCGCUCUCUCGCUUGCUGGUGGCUCAUGCCACUGGCUCUGGCAAGACUCGUACGGUGCUGGCAACCGCCGAAUCGUUCUACCGAUCCGGAAAGGCAACGGUACUUUUCUUUCCAGAGGAAGCAGUGAAGGAAAACUUCUACCAGGAGAUUCUGAAAUUUCCGGGUGCAUGGCGUGACUUCUUCUGCGCCUGCAUGGAAGUGUCAAAUUGGCGGCAGAGGCGCUUCCGCUGCUGGAGUCCCGAGGAAAUCGCAGAGUUCAACACCUCUGAGGUAGAGGCCUGCCUGGGAAUGGAGCGAAAAAUCCGUCUGGGAGAGAUUUCGAGCACAUUCCUGGAGGACUGGUCACAAGCACAUCCAGAUGUGCCUCCCCCACUCGCACCGUUGCGUGCAUUCAAGUACACUUCAGCCGGAGGCUCACGAGGAGGAUGGAAGAGAAAUGGAAGCUUCGAUGCGUCCAGAAUGGACAGCGUGUUUCGUUUCGGCUUUGAUGGAAAGAAUCCAAUGAGCAACAAGAAUCUGGUCUUCGAUGAGGUUCACAACAUGCUGGCGCUGCCAAGGUGGAAAGGGACCUACUGGAAGGAGCCUUUACGAAGGCUUCGGAAGGCAGUGGCAGACUGUCGAGGAUCCGCGUUGGUCUUUCUGACGGGCAGUCCAGUGCAAACGGACAUCGAAGAUGGCCAACGGCUGCUGCGCGUUUUGAAAGGCAGUGAACAUGCGCAUGCCGGUCCUGAAGGGUGGUUGGACAUGCACAUGGAACGCCCGCCAGAGUACUUCCCAAAGGUGUAUCCAGAGGGCGUUCCAGAUAGACCUUUGUGCUGUCGCACCAGAGAGGAGUUGGUAGCGGCCAUCGACUUGCCAGAAGAGAUGGAUGCCAAGUAUCGCGAAGUGGAUCGUCAAGGGGCUGACCUUGUUCGCCUCAGGGACUGCUGCAAUCUGUCAGUGCACCACACCUGGGCUCUGCGACCUCAAAAGCGACAGUUGAUGUUGGAGGCGGCUGAGCAGCACGCCCUGAAGCUACACGAGGUUGCAAGAGCUGUCUGGAAGUCUGGCGAAAAGGCAAUGGCGGCAGUUUCGCGGCGAGGUGGCUUGCAGGUCCUGAAGGAGCUCAUGAAGCUUUAUGCUCCAGAUGAUCAUGUGCAAAUUGCCGUGUUCUCUGGACAUAGUAGCACCAUUCUCUCGCGAACAGCCGAAGAAGCUGUGCCGCCCACUGAGGCGCUUCGGCGCUUCAAUGACACCAAGCACAUUGAGGUCCGCGUCUUACUUCUCGACACUGCCUUCGGCCGAGAGGGAGUUUCAGCUUUAGGUGUUGGUCAACUACAUUUAGUGGAUGUGCCUGCAAGCUGGGCAGAGUACAAACAGACAGUUGGCAGAGCCAUUCGCUUCGGCGAUGUGAAAGAGGGUGUACGACGAAGUUUACAGGUUUGUCUUUGGGUCGCCAGGCUGCUGGAUGAAGAGUCUGCAGACGAGGUGCUCUUGGCACAACUGUUGGAGCAAGGGGAAGAGCUGUGUGCUGCCGAAGAUGAACUUCGAAGUUGGAGUUUUGAAUGA
Molecule: messenger RNA, 1845 nt
Organism: Cladocopium goreaui
Lineage: Eukaryota; Dinophyceae; Suessiales; Symbiodiniaceae
Source: the annotation of a GenBank genome assembly